Molecule: messenger RNA, 1041 nt
Organism: Triticum turgidum subsp. durum (durum wheat)
Lineage: Eukaryota; Viridiplantae; Streptophyta; Magnoliopsida; Poales; Poaceae
Source: the annotation of a GenBank genome assembly
AUGGGUCUGAGCUCAAGCCUAGUGCCAAUGGCAUCUGCACUGCUCCUCUUGUGCUGCUUCACUGCCUGGAAUGCUGCCGCCGCCGCGGCGAGUGGUGGUGGCGGCGAUGGUCUGAGGCUGAACUACUACUCCGAGAGCUGCCCGAGGGCGGAGGAGAUCGUCAAGGAGCAGGUGAGGAGGCUGUACGAGGAGCACGGCAACACGGCCGUGUCGUGGCUCCGGGCCCUCUUCCACGACUGCACCGUCAAGUCCUGCGACGCGUCGCUGCUCCUGGAGACCGACGCCGCCACGGGCCUCGUCUCCGAGCAGGCCUCCCCGAGGAGCUUCGGCAUGCGCAACUUCAAGUACGUGGGCGCCAUCAAGUCCGCCCUGGAGCGCGAAUGCCCGGGGACAGUGUCGUGCGCCGACGUGCUCGCGCUGGCCGCCAGGGACGGCGCGGCCAUGCUGGGCGGGCCGGCGGCGAUCCCGAUGCGGACGGGGCGGCGGGACGCCACGGAGAGCCGGUACGGCGAGGUGGAGCGGUACGUCCCGAACCACAACGACACGGUGUCGGCGGUGCUGUCCCGGUUCGCGGCCAUGGGGCUGGACGCGGAGGCCGUUGUGGCGCUGCUGGGCGCGCACUCGGUGGGCCGCGUCCACUGCAACAACCUGGUGGCGCGGCUGUACCCGGCGGUGGACGGCGGCAUGGAGCCGGCGUACGGCGCGUACCUGCGGGGCCGGUGCCCGACGGCGGACGCGAGGGAGGACACCCGCGACGUGGCGUACGCGCGCAACGACCGCGCCACGCCCAUGGUGCUCGACAACAUGUACCACAAGAACCUGCUGAAAGGCCGGGGCCUCCUGCUCGUGGACCAGCGGCUCGCCUCCGACCCGCGCACCGCACCGUUCGUGAAGAAGAUGGCGGCCGAUAACGGGUACUUUCGUGAGACGUUCGCGGCGGCGCUGGUGAGGAUGUCGGAGAACGGGCCGCUCACCGGCGGGCAGGGGGAGGUCAGGAAGGACUGCAGGUUCGUCAACACGAAAAUAAUUCAGAGGAAGUGA